AUGACAACCACGUUUGAAGUUAUUUUAUUUUGGUGUAAUGGUUUUUACUGGACACUGCCAGGAUGGACAGAGUGCAAGAAUAAUAUUUCUGAGAUAACUAUUUCUUCAGUUGAACUGGAACGAACAGAAUCGUCCUUCAAACUGAUAAUACCAUCAGGCAAAAUACCUUUAGCUAUUGAUAGCCCUUCUUCACACAAAACGGUAGCAUCGAAGCUAUCAUCAACUGAUGACACAUUGCCACCAAGCUAUCUUCAAUUCGGAGUGAGCAUUCACUACGACGAAGAGUUUUCACCUAUUGUUUGGAAUACAACAAAACAAUCAGAUGGACCUUCCCAGGAGAAUCAUCUAUUUACUUAUAUCAUAAUUGCUAUUUUAGCUGUUAUUGUUUUGAUUAUCUCACUCCUUAUUUGUUGUGAUUCUGAAAAUGGAGCAGAAUGUACUGAACUGCCAACCAACCAACCAGAUCAAAACGGUAAUAUACAGAGACAUAACAGUGGUGUAGGAACGUUCUCAAUAUCAACACCGUCUUCAUAUUCAUCUCCGUCAUCAACUCAAAUAGUCAUUCCCGUAUCAUCAACAGGCACUUCCAAAACAUCAUCCACUGGAGAGUUUCAAGAAAGGAUGUCAUGUCCACAAAUGUCCUCCUACUCCUCACUGGUUACAACAGAAGGCCCAAAACAGGAUGCAUUACGAAACGCCUUGGCAACAAAAGACUCUCUAAAAGAAAGACUAUUAAUAGAUACACAUACAUCCAAUUCAUCAUCAGUAUUGAUGUUGAAACCUAAAUCACAAUCAAAAGAUAACGGAGUUGCAGAUGAGAUUCAGUUGAUGGAGUAUUCUAUUGCAACAAUUCAGAAAACAAAAGACAACGGAAAUGAGAGUGAGAAUAGUUCAGCAUCCAUCAGUUUACCCUGUAUCAAAUCCAGCAGUAGCAUUUCUUCCAUAACAAACAAAUUACACACAGAGCAACAACUCAAGUCAUUAGAUAACAGUGAUGCACCGGAUAAUAAAUUUGAUGAGAACAACUACCCUUCAACAUCAAUAGUAUGCCGUCCAGAUUCAGAGGAAAUAAUGUGUUGA
This is a messenger RNA of Lottia gigantea (owl limpet), 1080 nucleotides long. RefSeq lists its product as hypothetical. The record is from RefSeq and is a predicted model, not a curated record. Bases 1 to 1080 code for a protein of 359 amino acids. Lineage: Eukaryota; Metazoa; Mollusca; Gastropoda; Lottiidae. The transcript has 4 exons.